UGUCAUCAUAAUACAAAAUGUCGUCGAUCACGGAUCCCCUGGGCCAGUUGAACUCUCUGGUGACGACGCUGAACCUUCUCCAAGGACUGGAACAUCUGCUUCUAACUGUGGAGGAGCAGGAGCAGCCAGUGGGCAACCUGGAGGGGCGAGUGCACCGCCUGGAGCUGAUCAAAACGCAGAUGAAGUGCUUCAAUACGGAGCGAAUUCGCAUUCUCGAGCAACUGCGUCAGAAUGUGUGCUACCACGUUACUGUGGAGCAGAACAAUGCAUUUGCCAUGAGGCAGGGUUUUGGCGAACUGCGUGAGGGAUUGAAUGCGCUCCAUCAACGGAUGAACAGUAUGAGCGAGGACAUCACCUGCUCCAUCUGCCUCGCUCCCUGGACAUCCCAGGGUGGGCAUCGCGUGGUUUCGCUGAAAUGCGGACACCUCUUCGGGAGCAGCUGCAUCCGCACUGCCAUCAGAAGGUCCCAUCGGUGCCCGGUCUGCAGGCGCAGGGCCCAAUACUCCGAUGUGCGCAGGAUCUUCAGUCGACGUUUCUUUCCAUAAUGUGGGGAGACAUGCCAUUGCCUUGGCUUCAAUGUUUUCCAAAGCCCGUUCCCUUUGUUUUAGAUCGUUUUUUGUUACUUUAUUUUAUUUUUGAAUGGUUUUAGUUUCCACCGUUAUUCAACUCACGACGAAAGUACAUGUAACAAAUGAAAUGGGGGAAGAGCUUAUAGGUCAGCAUAACUUGGACCUUUUCAAUCGGAACUGUAAACUAUGCUUAACUAACUGAAACCAGAAACCAACAACAAUGUCGAAAUU
This is a messenger RNA of Drosophila rhopaloa, 800 nucleotides long. Its product is annotated as ERAD-associated E3 ubiquitin-protein ligase HRD1. Bases 18 to 545 code for a protein of 175 amino acids. Gene Ontology annotation, biological process: interstrand cross-link repair; protein ubiquitination. Gene Ontology annotation, cellular component: nucleus. The transcript has a single exon. Gene Ontology annotation, molecular function: ubiquitin protein ligase activity. The record is from RefSeq and is a predicted model, not a curated record. Lineage: Eukaryota; Metazoa; Arthropoda; Insecta; Diptera; Drosophilidae.